AGCACAAGUACGUCUUCAUUACUCUUUAUAUACAAUUCUUCUCUUGUAUCACUAGGCAUCAAUUAAUCUCUUUAAUCGUACCGUCCGAACCAGUUUGCAUGCAUUUCACAGGGUAUCCGCUACCUUCAACCAACAUAGUUUGAGAGCAAAGCAAGAUGGAGAAGAAGAGAAGCAAAGGGACUUCUCUAAUCCUGUGGGCUACAGUUGCUGCAUUACUCUUGCAGAAUUUGGUCAUUCCUGUAAUUUCUUGCAGAAGUCCUCCAAGAAAUUCGCGAACACCACCAUCACAUGGCUCAGGAGGUGGCUCUGGAAAAUCGCCUUCACAUGGAAGCGGUAGCCAUGGAGGAACACCACCAGCUAACUGUGGUAAUCCCCCAAGUGGAGGGGGUGCAGGUGCGGGCGGGCAGACUCCCACACCAACUCCUCCUUCGGGAGGAACUGGAAGUGGUUACUCUACGCCAUCCCCUCCAACUUCUGCUGGAAGUCCUCCAAGUACUCCAACAUCAAGUACCCCUACUACACCUACCACCCCCUCCACCCCACCAAGCACUCCGGAUAUCUCCGUACCAUCACCUCCAAUUGACCCCAAUUCACCACCUUCUGGAGAUGGUGGUUACUAUCCCUCCCCUCCAACUUCUGGUGGAAUGGCACCAACUACUCCUAUCAUAAGCCCUGACACUCCUAAUACUCCCGAUAUAUCCACGCCUUCAACUCCAUUUGACCCCAAUUCACCACCUUCUGGAGGGGGUUACAAUCCCUCCCCUCCAACUUAUGGUACCCCUUCCACACCAACUACUCCUAUCAUAGGCCCUGACACUCCGAGCACUCCCGAUAUAUCCACGCCUUCAACUCCAUUUGACCCUAAUUCACCACCUUCUGGAGGAGGUAGUUACUAUCCCUCCCCUCCAACUUCUGGUGGAAGCUCACCAACUACUCCUAUCAUAAGCCCUGACACUCCGAGCACUCCCGAUAUAUCCACACCUUCAGCUCCAUUUGACCCCAAUUCGCCACCUUCUGGAGGGGGUUACAAUCCCUCCCCUCCAACUUAUGGUACCCCUUCCACACCAACUACUCCUAUCAUAGGCCCUGACACUCCGAGCACUCCCGAUAUAUCCACGCCUUCAACUCCAUUUGACCCUAAUUCACCACCUUCUGGAGGAGGUAGUUACUAUCCCUCCCCUCCAACUUCCGGUGGAAGCUCACCAACUACUCCUAUCAUAAGCCCUGACACUCCGAGCACUCCCGAUAUAUCCACACCUUCAGCUCCAUUUGACCCCAAUUCACCACCUUCUGGAGGUGGUUACUCUCCCUUCCCUCCAAGUUUUCCUACACCUAGUACCCCCACUAUACCCAUAAUUCUCCCACCAACUACUCCUAUCAUCAAUCCAGGCAUCCCAAGCACUCCCGGUAUCUACUUACCUCCACCUCUAUUCGAUCCAAACUCACCACCUUUCCCGAUCAAUUACUGGACGACUAACCCAAAUUUAAUAUGGGGCUUGUUUGGAUGGUGGGCAACUGUUGGUAGUGCAUUUGGUGUGCCUGCAGGUGCUCCGGGGCUCGGGUCAAACUUCAACCUGCUGCAAGCACUUUCAAACCCUCGUACUGAUGGCCUCGGGGAACUCUACAGGGAAGGAACAGCUUCAUUGUUGAACUCCAUGGUGAGCAGGAAGUUCCCUUACACUACUAAACAAGUUAGGGAUAGUUUUGUUGCAGCACUUAGUUCAAACAAGGCUGCUGCAGCUCAGGCACAGCGAUUCAAGUUAGCAAAUGAGGGUCGAGUAAAGCCUAGAGUUUGAAACACAUGUUUCAAAAAUCACCUUGUAUCUUGCACUCAUGUCCAGUUUCAUUAUGAUUUCCUGUGAGUUUAAUUUAGGGGUUAAUUUUCAUGUUUCAACAGGAUACUAACUUAUGUUCAGGCAUAUGUAAAAUAUUACUUUGAUGUUUUACAUGUGUGAAUUCUGUAUCCAGAUUUGAGUAACAUUAGAUUGUCUCCUUUGUGAAGAAACCAUAUAUCCAAAUAAACAAUAUCAUA
Molecule: messenger RNA, 2032 nt
Organism: Lycium barbarum (goji berry)
Lineage: Eukaryota; Viridiplantae; Streptophyta; Magnoliopsida; Solanales; Solanaceae
Exons: 4
Coding region: 156-1796 (546 amino acids)
Source: RefSeq, a predicted model, not a curated record